AUGUUUUCGAUAAAAUUUUCUGUUCUACUAUUUAUUACUUACAUUGUUUGCGUUUGUACAAAUUUGAAACAAUCUUCAUGCGACUCUAUUGUCGCGUUUGGAGAUUCACAUACAGACACAGGAAAUGUAUAUAAUUUAACACAAUUCCAAUGGCCAUUGGUUCCACCAUAUUAUCAGGGUCGCUUUACCAAUGGCCCUGUCUGGAUAGACAUAUUAAAUUCUUUUCAGAUAAUGAAUUAUGCUUAUGGCGACGCAGCAAUUGAUAGUGCUAAUUUAAUUAUAGGUUUCACUGGACCAAAUAGAACAGUAAUGGUACCUAGUAUUCGCCAACAAAUUGUCCUUUAUUUAGCUGACACCAUUCUAGAUACAAGCGAUUUACCAGCUACAAUUUACAUUAUCUGGUCUGGCGGUAAUGAAUAUCUUAUUAAUUCAAGUGUAUCUUCAAGUAUAGUAGUAGGUGCUCUAUUAAAUGCAGUUUAUGAUUUACUUGCGAUCGAGAUACAACAGUUGAUUGUUGUAAAUCUGCCACCACUUCAACUAUUUCCUGGAACUAAUGAUACUCAACGAUUAGGUGCAUUAGUAAAUGAACAUAAUAAUUAUUUAUUAUCAAACAUAACUAUUAUUCAAUCGAAAUUUCCAAAAGCAUCUUUAAGAGUAUUUGACUUAUAUUCAAUAAUAACAGAUAUUCUUUCGAACAAUUCAGUGUUUCAAUUGAAUAAAAUGAAUAAAUGUUGGAAUAUUGUUAACAGUAUCGUUAUUUCACAAUGCACAGAUCCUGAUACAUACGUUUUUAUAGAUGAUUAUCAUUUCACAAGUGUAAUACAUCAAAUUAUUGCUGACAGUAUAAAUCAAUUUAUUCUAUCAUCAAGUUCGGGCAACUUCGCUUCUUCGAAAUUUUAUAUUUAUAGUUGUUUGAGUUUAUUUAUAAUAAAGAAAUUUUCGACAUAA
Messenger RNA from Rotaria socialis, 948 nucleotides. NCBI's taxonomy places the organism in Eukaryota, Metazoa, Rotifera, Eurotatoria, Philodinida, Philodinidae. The record is from the annotation of a GenBank genome assembly.